Molecule: messenger RNA, 432 nt
Organism: Sphaeroforma arctica JP610
Lineage: Eukaryota; Ichthyosporea; Ichthyophonida
Exons: 4
Coding region: 16-432 (138 amino acids)
Source: RefSeq, a predicted model, not a curated record
GUCAUAUUGUAGCUUAUGUAUCAGGCCCAUUACAUCUUGUCCUUCCCAGAACGCGAUGACCACGGGAAACUCUACUGGGACAUGUGGCAAGUACUCGACCGAAUCAUCAAGAAGAUUCCCAACACCCCUAAGCUGGUGGCUAAAGCGCCGAACAACGAAGAGGAAUCCUUCUACAUCGUCCCACCGAAUGUUCAUAGUGCAUCGGAGGCGGCAUACAAUAAUGAUCAGGUGGCCGUUGCACGCCAGCGGAUGGCUCAACACUACCUGGACAAGAAUAGACAGCUUCACCAGUUGAUGGCGACCGAGAGUGGUAUCCAGCUCAACCGCGCGUAUGACCUGGAUGGGCUGGUGACUAUCCAACAGAAGUGUGUACAGGUGUGUGUGGACUGUAUGGCUUUCGGCUAUGCUCGCCAGCACUACACGGUAGCGUAA